Messenger RNA from Olea europaea var. sylvestris, 2325 nucleotides. RefSeq lists its product as uncharacterized. Gene Ontology annotation, molecular function: zinc ion binding; nucleic acid binding. Bases 1 to 2325 code for a protein of 774 amino acids. The record is from RefSeq and is a predicted model, not a curated record. NCBI's taxonomy places the organism in Eukaryota, Viridiplantae, Streptophyta, Magnoliopsida, Lamiales, Oleaceae. The transcript has 7 exons.
AUGAAUGAUAUUGACCAAUCUUUACUUGCAACCAUGGUGAGAACCAGGGAUGCUAAUAAUAGUAGAGCUAGAACUCCAGGGCAAGAGUCGUCCGAUCAAGAUGACAGUCGAGACGUUGUUAUUGAUAGACUUACGAAAUUAGUUGAGCAAAGAUUUAGAAAACUAAACCCUCCAAUAUUUGAGGAUGCAUUAAAUCUAAUAGUAGCAAAGGAUUGGUUGAGAACUUUGGAGAAUAUGUUUAGGUAUUCGAGAGUUUCAGAAGUAGAAAAAAGUGGUUCGCGCAUCCUUUCUGCUACGAGGUUUGCUACCCACAUGAUUAAUACUGAUACACUAAAGGUAGAAAGAUUUCUUGAAGGGCUAAGACCAGAACUAUAUAGAUACGUAAGUAUGGCAGGAAUCCAAGAUGUUUCAUAUUCUCAAAUUGCGGAGAGAGCAUUAGUUGCAGAACAAGCCAAACAAAGAAUUAGUCGUGCUCAAGAGGUUCGACUACAGAUUAGAUGUGAUGGACAACAUACUGGAGCAUGCCCUACAGAAACUAGGACAUGUUAUGUUUGUGGAAAGGUGAGACAUCUUGCUAGAGCAUGCCCAGGUAAUCCAAAUCCUACGGAGCAGAAAAAGGUACCAGCCAAGGUGUUUACCAUCACAAGAUCAGAUGCCGAGGCAAAUCCAUCAGUUGUAACAGGUAAAUUCUCUAUUUUUGAUAUCCCAGCACUUGUAUUAUUUGAUUCAGAAGCUACGCAUUCAUUUGUGUCCAAUGAGUAUGUGAGGAGGUUGGGUAGGACACUUGAUAUGCAAGAGGUUAGUUAUAAUGUAACUAUUCCAUCUAGAGAUGUACAACAAACCAAACUAAUUGUGAGAGCAUGUGUGAUCCUUAUAGAAAAUCGAGAGCUUUGUGCAGAUUUAAUUGUAUUAGAUGUGGAAGAUUAUGAUAUAAUUUUCGGUAUGGAUUGGCUGUCAAAAUAUCAAGCUACUAUAGAUUGUAAGAGGAAGUUAGUGGCCUUUCUACCUUUGGAGAAUAAGCCAUUUACAUUCAUUGAGAUCGAAAAAGGUUUUAGAGUUCCAACCAUAUCGGUAUCGAAAGCACAAAGGUUACUAGAUAGUGGGUGUGUAGGGUAUUUGAUGAGUGUUAUGGCUAUUGAAGCACAACACAAUCUGAAUCUUAGUAAUGUGCCCGUGGCACAAGAUUUUCAAAAGGUAUUUCCUGAUGAUUUAUCUGGGGUACAACCAGAUCAUGAGAUAGAGUUUGCAAUUGAUUUAAUUCCAGGAACAUCUCCAAUUUCCAAGGCUCCAUAUAGAAUGGCCCCAACUGAAUUGAAAGAGUUGAAGUUACAAUUACAAGAUUUGAUUGAUGAUUUGUUUGAUCAACUUCAGGGUGCCUCUGUAUUUUCGAAGGUUGAUUUUCCAUCUGGAUACCAUCAACUUAGAAUAAUGGAAGAUUACAUUUCUAAGACAGCAUUUAGUACGAGAUAUGGUCAUUAUGAGUUUUUGUUCGUAAUUGUAUUUAUUGAUGAUAUCCUUAUUUAUUCUCGUACUAAAGAAGAACAUGCUAAACACUUGAGAAUAAUUCUGCAAGUCUUAAAGGACGAGCACUUAUAUGCUAAGUUUAAGAAAUGUAAAUUUUGGUUAGAUAGAGUUGUAUUUUUGAGACAUUUAGUAUCAGGUGAGGGCAUAUCAGUGGAUCCGAAUAAAGUAGAGGCUAUUAAUAAUCGGCUACGACCUGUAAACCCUUCAGAGGAAUUGAAGAAAAGACUGACUUCAACCCCUAUCCUUUCAAUCACAUCUGGUACUGGAAAUUUUGUGGUUUAUAGUGAUGUUUCAAAGAAUGGUUUGGGAUGUGUAUUGAUGCAAGACGGUAAGAUCAUUGCAUAUGCCUCUAGACAACUUAAAGAAUACGGAAAGAAUUAUCCUACAUAUGACUUGGAACUCACCACAGUUGUAUUUGCACUUAAGAUAUGGAGGCAUUAUUUGUAUGGAGAACGGUGUGAGAUUGACACUGAUCACACAAGUUUGAAAUAUCUAUUUAUACAAAAGGAAUUGAACAUGAGACAAAGAAGAUGGCUAGAAUUGGUAAAAAAUUAUGAUUGUGUUAUAAGCUAUCAUCAAGGACAGUCUAAUGUUGUAGUUGAUGCAUUAAGUAAGAAGUCAACAUCCAGUGUUGCGAGAAUGAUUGUAACUCAAAAAUCAGAAUUGAUAGAUUUACAGAAAAUGGGUAUUCAAGUUGUGUCGCAAGGAUUUGUAGAGGCUAAAUUUGCAGGAUUGACACUUCAGCUAACUUUAUUGAAUAGAAUUCAGCAAGGGCAACAGGAAGAUGAUUAUUGUUCCUAG